GUGAAAGUGAAAUUCCGGAAGAAACUGCUAGAGGGCGACAACGUUUCUUCGACUUUCCCCUGUGUAUGUUUAUGUACUAGAUGUGUCAAGGUGCUAAAAAACAUCAUCGAAACAAUGAAAGCGAUCAUCCAAAGAGUUACCAGGGCGUCUGUGACAGUGGGAGACGAUCAGAUCAGCUCAAUAGGACGUGGCUUGUGUGUGUUGCUCGGUAUAUCUGUGGAGGACACCCACACAGAUGCUGAGUACAUUACACGUAAAAUCCUGAACCUGCGUCUGUUUGAAGAUGAGGAUGGUCGGGCAUGGAGCAAAAGUGUUAUGGACUGGGACUAUGAGGUGCUGUGCGUGAGCCAAUUUACACUCCAGUGCAUAUUGAAGGGUAACAAGCCGGACUUCCACUUGGCUAUGCCCGCGGAACUGGCCCAACCUUUCUAUGCCAGCAUCCUGGAGAACUUGAGGAGUGCCUACAAGCCUGAGCUGGUUAAAGAUGGAAAAUUUGGGGCCUCCAUGAAAUUACACAUUCAAAAUGAUGGUCCAGUUACUAUUGAGCUGACGUCACCUCCUGUUUCUUCAGACCCCCGUCAGUUGUCCAAGCAGGAGAAGCAGCAGCAAAGGAAAGAAAAGACACGCUCAAAGGGACCUUCUGAAUCAAGUAGGGAGAAGAGUGCACUUCGUUCCCGACAGGACAAUAAUGCGAGUAGUGGGGCAGAUGGUGACGUGUCUUCAGAAAGAGACCCCUAGAUCUCCUGAAUGAUAAAACAACAACAAAUUCAGUUUCCUCAGGAAGGACUUGAUUUUCCAGUCCAAAACUUAUCAGGAGUGUUUGGAAGUCAGCAGUCAUCCCAUCCGCCAGUGUAUGCAAGUGUCCUCCAUAAUCAAACCAACAAAACCUGAAAGACUUGUUGCAAACAAUGACCUUGAUCCACUUAUGUUGGCGCAAUUUCUUUGGAUUUUCCCACUUUAUUUAUUUUUCAUCUUUCUUUGUUUCUGUUUUAUAGCAUAUUCUGUGUCUACAAAACCAUGCACUGAUUUGAAACAAAUUUAGAAUGUGACUCUAUUGUGAAAUUCGUUCAUACUUCAUAGCUACAGAUUAGUAGCAUUGACAAAUUUCCUGAUAGCAAUUCUACCAGUGUGUCAGUGCACCAUUUUUCUGAAAAUGGUGGUCAAAAUCAUUAGCAGCUUGUGGAAACCAGGUCAGUAACAGUUCAUCCCUCAAAGAAAAAGAGGGCAUAAUGUGUAUUUAUGCAAUAAGACUUUUAAUAAAAUAUUAUUGAUAGGUAAUGUAUGGGCUUCGUCAUUAUGUCAAUAUGUUUGAAUUGGUUUAGAUAUCAUAGCAUCAAAUCAGGGAAUGAUCUUGUAGACAGCUUGUAGUUCAAUUUAAAGUGCUUGAAACAUUGAACAUAAAUACCAUAGUUAAUGUACGAGGAUUUCCAAAUGUCUUGUGUCUCAUUGUCAUGAAUAAAUGGAAGUGUUUCUUUGAAUUUUUAUUUUGCCUGAAUAAAGUUACUAAAUUUCC
This is a messenger RNA of Syngnathus acus (greater pipefish), 1513 nucleotides long. RefSeq names its product D-aminoacyl-tRNA deacylase 1 (gene dtd1). Bases 115 to 738 code for a protein of 207 amino acids. The record is from RefSeq and is a predicted model, not a curated record. Gene Ontology annotation, molecular function: D-tyrosyl-tRNA(Tyr) deacylase activity. Lineage: Eukaryota; Metazoa; Chordata; Actinopteri; Syngnathiformes; Syngnathidae. Gene Ontology annotation, biological process: tRNA metabolic process. The transcript has 6 exons. Gene Ontology annotation, cellular component: cytoplasm.